Triticum turgidum subsp. durum (durum wheat) is the source of this 2985-nucleotide messenger RNA. The record is from the annotation of a GenBank genome assembly. Lineage: Eukaryota; Viridiplantae; Streptophyta; Magnoliopsida; Poales; Poaceae.
AUGGGCUUCAUGGGGGCGAAGCUGUUCCCGUCGUGCGAGAGCAUGUGCGUCUGCUGCCCGGCGCUGCGCCCAAGCUCGCGCCGCCCCGUCAAGCGGUACAAGAAGCUGCUCGCUGAGAUAUUUCCCAAGACGCCUGAGGGUCCCCCAAACGAGAGGAAAAUCAUGAAGUUAUGCGAGUAUGCUGCCAAGAAUCCCCUGCGCAUUCCAAAGAUUGCCAAGUUUCUGGAACAGAGGAGUCGCAAGGAACUGCGUGCUGCUCAUUUGAACUAUGUCAAGAUAAUCACUGAAGCAUACAGCAAGCUACUCUUCAUUUGUAAGGAGCAGAUGGCAUAUUUUGCCAUCAGCCUGGUGAACGUCCUUACCGACCUUCUGGAAAGCAAGCAGGAGAACAUUCAUAUCCUUGGAUGUCAAACUUUAGCAAGGUUUAUUUACAGCCAGGUAGACAACACAUAUGCACGAAAUAUUGAGAGCUUGGUCCACAAAGUGUGCACACUUUCACGGCAACAGGGAGUGGAGCAUAGUCUUCUGCGGGCAGCAAGCCUACAGUGUCUCUCAGCAAUGAUCUGGUUUAUGAAGGAACAUUCGUACAUAUUUGCUGAUUUUGAUGAGAUGGUGCAGUCGGUCUUGGAAAAUUACAGGAUGGAUGGAACUGCUGGUGGUGAUGAUGACAGGCAUGCAUCACAGCAUAACUGGGUUGAUGAAAUAGUCAGGCGUGAGGGAAGAGCUGGUUUAGGUGGAGGUAAUGAUGUAAAUUUCUGUGGUGCAACAACUACUAGACUGCGAUCAACAAGAGACUCUUCAGCACUGACCAGGGAGGAGCGUGAAUCUCCAGAAGUAUGGUCCCAUAUUUGUGUUCAGAAGCUUGCAGAACUGGCCAAAGAGAGUACAACUAUGCGGCGCAUCCUUGAUCCAAUGCUUUCUUACUUUGAUAUGAAGAAACAGUGGGCUCCUAGGCAUGGAUUAGCUUUGCUUGUCUUGUCUGAUAUGUCUUAUCUAGAGAAGAGUUCAGGCAACGAACAAUUGAUUUUGACUGUUGUCAUCCGUCAUCUGGACCACAAGAAUAUUUUGCAUUGUCCUCAGACUAAAUCUGAUAUUAUUCAGACAGCAACAUCUUUGGCACGACAGCUGCGAUCACGAGGAGUUGCUCCUGAACUUGCAGUGGCAGGUGACUUGUGCAGGCACUUGAGGAAAACGCUAGAGGCCAUGGAGUCAGCCAGUGUUGAAGAGCUGAGCUUGAAUGAGUCUCUUCAAAAUUUCCUGGAGGGCUGUCUUGUUGAAGUCGUAAGAGGAGUUAAAGAUGUGCGGCCACUUUAUGACAUGAUGGCAAUUACAUUGGAGAAUUUGCCUUCUAUUCCUGCUGUUGCUAGAGCAACUAUUGGAAGUUUGCUGAUACUUUGCCACAUAAUCUCUUUGACAUCAGUAUCUUCGGACGCUCCUAUGCAGGUGUUUCCGGAAGCACUCCUCCAGCAGAUAUUGAGAUCCAUGGUACAUCCAGAUGCAGACACUCGUGUGGGGGCGCACCACAUAUUUUCUGCUGUAAUUGUCCGAGGCCCAAGCCAUCAGAGGGGUGAUUCAGAGUACCUAUUUGCAACAAAGAAGUGUCAAUCUCGAUCACCAUCAGUGUUUGCUUCAGCUACUGCUCUACUUGAGAAGUUAAGGAGAGAGAAAGAAUGCUUAGGUUCAGAUAAGCCUGGACAUAUGAUGCAUGAUGAUGGGAAGGAAAGGAACACCCAUGAAGAGGAUAAUAAGAAUGUUUGGGCACGAAAAAGCCCGGCUUAUUUUUCAAAGUUGGUCUUCUCUUUCGUCGAUCGAUGGGCAACACUAGCUAGUUCUGCUGAGGAAACCAAAAUCGUCCUGUUAACUGAAGAUCAAACAAAUCAAUUGCUGUCUGCAUUUUGGAUACAGGCCAAUCAGACCGAUAACACUCCUUUUAAUUAUGAGGCCAUUGGUCAUUCAUACAGCCUCACUGUUCUUUCUUCCCGCCUUAAGAAUUCAAGCAACAGUAAUAACAUUCAGUUCUUCCAGUUGCCUCUGUCCCUCCGAAGUAUUGCUUUAACUCCAAGUGGAGGCCUGCCCCCUUCUUGCCAACGGUCUAUUUUUUCCUUAGCAACGAAUAUGCUGGCUUUUGCUGGAAAAGUCUGUCAUAUUGUUGAAUUGGCAGAGUUGCUAAGGUGUUUUACCUCAUCCAACAUUGAUUCUUAUCUAAGAAUUGGUGAAGACUUGCAACUCUAUGUAAGGUUGCAAUCGGAUCUUGGCAGCUAUGGUUCUGAAAGUGAUCAAGACGUUGCUAGGUCUGUACUUUCUGAUUGCAGAAAGAAAGUGGGGAUAAAUGAUCAGCGAGUGCUUGAUGUGAUUGCCUGUGCACUUUCAAAUUUAACAGAGAUGGACAAGGAUGCACUGGCGAAGGAGCUCACAGAGAUGUUUACUCCUGAAGAAGUUCCCUUGUUUGGUUCAAAUUCAGCCCUUGACUGGGCCAACUUUCAUGCGCAGGCAUUUUCCGAUGAAUCCCUUUCUUUUGAUGAGGAGUGUUCAAGAACAUCUUCGGUAGAUGGUGGAUUGCACGACUCACCAAUUACAAAUACUGCUAGCUCCACAUCCAAGAUUACGCUUCCUCAUUCUGCUCCCCGUGUCCUGGGUGUUGGUCAGUUGCUUGAAUCGGCGCUGCAUGUAGCUGGCCAGGUUGCAGGGGCAUCCGUUUCUACCUCCCCCCUCCCAUACGGCACAAUGACCAGUCAAUGUGAGGCCCUGGGAUCGGGCACUAGGAAGAAGCUAUCAAGCUGGCUCGUGAAUGGCCACAACUCGACUCCAGACAAUCCUGUGCCAAGCCUUCCCGCUGCCGAUCAUUUCAUCCUUCCUAAGGUAAAUUCCUGUGGCUUCGAGAUGAACCGCACGUCAUCAGAGCCGUGCUCCAUGGUGAAGCUUCCACCGGCCAGCCCAUUCGACAACUUCCUCAAGGCAGCUUAUCGCACCCCGCAGGAGAUGUGA